This is a messenger RNA of Rhodofomes roseus, 339 nucleotides long. RefSeq lists its product as uncharacterized. The coding region runs from base 1 to 339 and encodes 112 amino acids. Lineage: Eukaryota; Fungi; Basidiomycota; Agaricomycetes; Polyporales; Fomitopsidaceae. The record is from RefSeq and is a predicted model, not a curated record. The transcript is spliced from 3 exons.
AUGGCCCAACAACUCACCUCGCUCCGGCGCGUCGGCGUCGUCGCUAUAUGCGCUCUUGCUGUAGCCGCCGCUCCGCGGGCAACACCGACGAGCCAGUGGAACUGCCCCACAGCGUACACCAGCACGUUCACACAAACGCUGUCCAUCAUCGCACCGACGACGACGGGGCCCUUCGAGACGACAACGGGAACGGCUACAGGCUGGUUGUGGCCCUGGGUCACUGCGACGGAGACGAUCACGGACGCAGAGGGCGACGUGUAUGCGGACGUGUUCACGUACUCGAACUACGACGACUUCCCGCCGUACCCAUCCGAUUGCAGCUACUGGCAGCAAGCGUAA